UUCAAAACCCAAUCAAACAUAUUUUUAAUUCUAAUUUCAUCUUCAAUUUCUCGAGCACCGUUUGACCAUGGCCGUUGACUCCUCUCCCCCGCCACCACCGGUCAACGAGAAAUUCGCUAAGAGCCUCGAAUUUAUUGAGGAGAUGACCACGAAUCCGGAUUCCGUGCAAAAAGGAGUGCUGGCCGAGAUACUCACCCAAAAUGCGCACACUGAAUAUCUCCAGCGCUUCAACCUUGGAGGCGCUACAGACCGCGAAUCCUUCAAGUCAAAGGUUCCAAUCGUGACGUACGAGGAUCUCCAGCCCGAGAUCCAGCGCAUCGCCAACGGAGACCGCUCUCCUAUCCUUUGCUCCUAUCCCAUCUCCGAGUUUCUUACUAGUUCCGGUACCUCAGCCGGUGAGAGGAAGCUGAUGCCGACGAUUCGCGAAGAGAUGGACCGCCGACAGCUGUUGUACAGCCUUCUCAUGCCGGUGAUGAAUUUAUAUGUCCCUAACUUAGACAAAGGCAAAGGACUCUACUUCCUAUUCAUCAAAGCGGAAACCGAAACCCCAGGCGGUCUGGUCGCCCGGCCGGUUCUGACCAGCUACUACAAGAGCGACCAGUUCAAGAACCGGGCGGUCGACCCUUACAAUACCUACACCAGCCCGGACGAGGCCAUCCUCUGCGUGGACUCGUUCCAGAGCAUGUACACGCAGAUGCUCUGCGGCCUCCUCAUGCGUGAGGAGGUCCUGAGAGUCGGGGCAGUCUUCGCCUCAGGCCUCCUCCGCGCCAUCAAGUUCCUGACUGUUCACUGGCGCCAGCUCGCCCUAGACAUCUCGACCGGGGUUUUAAACCCUAAAAUCACGGAUGUAUCUAUACAGAAACGGAUGGCCGGGAUUCUUAGACCGGACCCAGUCCUAGCAGAGUUUAUGAGCAGAGAGUGUGAAGGUGAAAAUUGGGAAAAGAUAAUCCCUAGAAUUUGGCCUAACACAAUAUACCUGGAUGUGAUUGUGACGGGGGCGAUGGCUCAGUACAUCCCGCUGCUCGAUUUCUACAGCGGGGGGCUACCUCAGGCGUGCACGAUGUACGCGUCGUCUGAGUGCUACUUCGGACUGAACAUGAAGCCGAUGACCAAGCCGUCGGAGGUUUGCUACACCAUCAUGCCCAACAUGGGUUACUUCGAGUUCCUCCCCCACCCGCCCGAGACUGAACAUGGGGCAGUGGAGCUUGCUGACGUGGAGGUGGGGAAGGAGUAUGAGCUAGUGGUCAGCACCUACUCAGGACUCUGCCGCUACAGAGUUGGAGAUGUCCUGAAAGUGACAGGUCACCACAACUCUGCGCCGCAGUUUAAGUUCGUACGGAGGAAGAACGUGCUCCUCAGCAUCGAUGCGGAUAAGACGGACGAGCUGGAGCUGCAGAAGGCGGUGGAGAAUGCGGCGGCGUUGCUGGAGGAGUAUAAAUCGUCUGUGGUUGAGUUCACGAGCUACGCGGACACGGGGUCCAUCCCGGGGCACUACGUGGUGUACUGGGAGCUGUCUGGUGGGGCCCCGGGCGGGGAGGUGAUGGACAAGUGCUGCCAUGUGAUGGAGGAGUCGAUGAACUCGGUGUACAGGCAGUGCCGGGUCGCCGACAACUCGGUGGGGCCGCUCGAGAUUCGGCUGGUGCGGGGGGGCACGUUUGAGGAGCUCAUGGACUACGCCAUCUCCAGAGGCGCGUCGAUUAAUCAGUACAAGGCGCCGAGGUGCGUGAGCUACACGCCCAUCGUGGAGCUGCUCGACGCGAGGGUGGUGUCCGCGCAUUUCAGCCCCGCCCCACCGCACUGGACCCCGGAGAGGCGGGGUUGAUUCGUUAUGGUGUUUUUGGAAUAAGGUGGUUGUUGUGUUUGAUCUGGAUUGUGUUUUUUUUCUCUUUUUAAAUAUUGUGAGUAGAUUCAAAUAAAUGGUAAAUUUGUCUGUGA
Salvia hispanica is the source of this 1935-nucleotide messenger RNA. RefSeq names its product putative indole-3-acetic acid-amido synthetase GH3.1. Gene Ontology annotation, molecular function: acid-amino acid ligase activity. The record is from RefSeq and is a predicted model, not a curated record. Lineage: Eukaryota; Viridiplantae; Streptophyta; Magnoliopsida; Lamiales; Lamiaceae. Gene Ontology annotation, cellular component: cytoplasm.